Molecule: messenger RNA, 4475 nt
Organism: Malaclemys terrapin pileata
Lineage: Eukaryota; Metazoa; Chordata; Testudines; Emydidae
Gene: RNF180
Product: ring finger protein 180
Exons: 7
Coding region: 285-2003 (572 amino acids)
Biological process (GO): norepinephrine metabolic process; positive regulation of proteasomal ubiquitin-dependent protein catabolic process; protein polyubiquitination
Cellular component (GO): endoplasmic reticulum membrane
Molecular function (GO): ubiquitin protein ligase activity; ubiquitin conjugating enzyme binding; metal ion binding
Source: RefSeq, a predicted model, not a curated record
CGCUAACUGUGUCCCACACUGGAGCCCGCACCCCGUCUCCCAGCUCCCGCAGUCCCCGGUGCAGCAGCUGCUUCCCACCGCCCCAGCCUGCCCCAUAGCCCGGCACGGAGCGCUUUUCGCUGCUGUUUGUCUCCCGUCUCUUCCCGUCGGCAGCAGUUGCACCCAACCCGGAGUCUCCGCCAGUACCCGGCCCCGCGCCUGCUCGAGCGGCCGGCGCCGCGGCCUGACUGACGGACACCCCCGUCCGCUCUAACAGAUAAACAGUUGAAGAACCAGACGUUAAAAUGAAUAGCCUAGAAGUUGACAUGCUUCAUUGCUGGAAGUGUAGAAAAUACAUAGCAAAUUCUGAUUGCCUCAUAAAAUGUAAUGGAAAACAACUAUUUGAAAAAUCCCAUUAUUCAGAUGCUUCUGAGUAUACUUGCAAUGUAUGGCACAUGAACUUGGAAGCUCUUCCAGACUGGGUAAAAUGUGCAAUAGAAAAGGCAGAGUGGAUGAUUGGAAAACUGAACUGCCCAUUCUGUGGGGCCCGUUUGGGAGGCUUUAACUUUGUCAGCAAUACAAAAUGUUCUUGUGGCCUGUUUGCAAAUAUACAUCUCUGCAAGAGUUGGAUUGAUUAUCAGCCAGCUUGUUCAUUUAGAUUAGCAAGAUCAUCAGUAAAACACACGUCACUUUGCAAAGUUCCAUCUGGUUCUAAUAACAAAAUACAGCACAGCGUGACAGGUGGAAUUUUGGGACCCAGAAAUCAAGGGCUUUCAGACAAUGCCAAAAACACAAAUGGUACUGGAAGAUUAACAGAAGCACUUUGCCUAGAGGUGAGAUCAACCAGCUUUGAGAUGAACAAUAAAAAACUGCACUUCAAAGUGUUUAAUAAAAAAAAAAGUCCUUCAGCUUCAUGGCCUGUGAAUGAGAGAUGCACUGUAAAAACUUGUCAUAGAAAAACACACAGUUUGGAUUUGAAUAUCAGAGAGAGACAUGUCUUGUUGCCUAGUUUGUAUGGGGUUUCCAGUAAGGGGCCUAUUUACCACAGGCAAAAUGAAACACAACCCAUUUACCCAAGAAGUAGCUUGCAAUUAGAGUCCAGUAGAUAUAAUAAUUCCUUUCAGGGCCUGUAUAAUUCUGAUACUGAUGAGCUACCAAAAAAGUUUUCAGUUACUUCCUGCAAUACAUUAACCUGUAGAGAGACAGAAUGUGACUGCAAUUUUGAAGCUUCUGAUCAAUGUUCUGGGGAUGCCACUGCUGACCAACUGCCUUUCAUGAUGGACCUCUCUUCAUCUGUUAGUGCUGUAGAAGAGGACAUUGGACAGCAACACAUCACAUCUGUUGAUCUUCUGCAGCCUGCCAAUUUUUCCUUGGUUGCUGUCAAUCAAAAGCUAAGCAAAAGAGAGAGAAACAAGUUGAAAAAUUUGAGGAAAAAACAAAGAAAACGAGAAAGGUGGCUUCAGAAGCAGACUCUGAAUGAUAACCUGAAUACAGAUGACGAGCAUGAACAAAGAGGAGAUAAAGAAAGCUACCUCUGUGCAGUGUGCUUGGAUGUUUAUUUCAAUCCAUAUAUGUGCUAUCCAUGCCACCACAUCUUUUGUGAACCUUGCUUGCGGAUGCUUGCCAAAGACAACCCAACCAACACUCCGUGUCCACUGUGCCGUACUAUAAUUGCCAGAGUCUUUUUCCAAACAGAACUGAACAACUCCACGAAAUCUUCCUUCCCAACAGAAUAUUUAAAAUUAAAAGAAAGCUUUCAAAAAUCAAGUUCUGCAAAAUGGCCCCUGCCCAGCUGCAGGAAACCAUUCAGAGUUUGUGAAGCAGGUUUCCAAAGGCAUACAGAUCCUGUAGCAAGAAGGCACUUCCCACAUGCUGCACACAGGAUGGACUAUAUGGAUUUUGAGGAUGAUAGCCGUGGAUGGUGGUUUGACAUGGACAUGGUGAUAAUCUACAUUUAUUCUGUCAACUGGGUCAUAGGAUUCAUUGUUUUCUGUUUUCUUUGUUAUUUUUUCUUUCCUUUUUAGGGAACUGCAUUAUUUGUUUAGUAAAACUGAAGAAUCAUGCAAACAAAGACAAUGUAAAUAGAAAUGGUUUGAAGUAAUGAAUGCAGAUCUUUCUUUGUGUGGUCUGGAGUUUUUAUGAUUCAGAAUUGUAUUAGCCUACACCAAACAUGACAUGGGGCUAAUGAUCUAAUUACUGGAUGCUUCUGACAUAGGCAUCAAAGACUUGAGCUUUACUGAAAACAUAAAGUGAAAUCCUGGCCACAUUGAAGUCAGUGGGAGUUUUGCCAUUGAUUUCAGUGGGGCCAGGGUUUCCACCCAUAAUUUGUAAAAUCACCAGUAUAUAGAAAUGAACCAUCAAGAUUUGUUUUGAGGAGUUCCGUUUUUGGCUCUAUACUUUGCAACCUUAAGCAAAUCAGAUCUACUGGUGCCUCAAUUUCCUCACGUGUAAAAGAGGGAUGAUGGAGGGAGGAUCCUCCAACACAGGCAGUGUGUGUGUCUCAAAGUUGUUAUUAGCACCUUUCAUGUGGAAGGAUCCCAAAGCACUUUAAGGUCUAUAUAUAUAUAGGGAUCAAUCACUCAGUAUUGAAAUGCAGCCACUUUUUGAGGUGGGAUGCAACCACCCUUCAAUGCUAGCCACUACAAAACAUUUUUUAAGGUAGGGGCAAUGGAAGAAGUUCUCCAGCUGAUGCCGCUAGAGGGAUUUCUGCCACUAUAGUAAAAUGUCAGUACACAAAGAUAGGACACAGUGGCUAAAACUUCUAUGUUUGAGAAGUACAGGGGAGCAUUUAAUUUCAAGGGACUCAGUCCUGUAAGCUACUGAGAACUCUCGCCCUGAUCCAGGAAAGCACUUAAGCAUGAGUAGUCCCAUUAACUUCAGCAUUUGCAUUGGUAACCUCAGGAGCUGCUGCUGGUUAUUCAGUAUGUAGCACUCUUCCAAUUUAGCUAAUAUCAUUCCAUCAGAUUGCUAGGAGAUGAGUUGGAAUUGAAUAAUUGUAAUGGGACUGCCCAUUUAAAGUUAAGCAUGUGCUUAAGUGUUUUGCUGGCUCAAGGCCAGAAAUGAGCAAGGCCUCAGACUUGUAUCUCAUCUGAAAGAUGGCACCUCCAGCAGCACAUUGGCUCCUAGCAUUUAGUUUUCCACAAGCUGCAUAAAAUAACUUUUUAAGAUUAGACAUUCCUUUGAGGAUUUUUUUUUCAGUUAAAAUACCUGUACAGCUAAAACUAUGUUGACUGAAUGGAUUUGGUCACUUUCUUUUAAUAUUGCUCUACAGGGUAGUGGGAAGUGUAGUAAUUGAAAUUCACCAUCAAUGUAGUUGUGGGCAAAAGAAAAAUUAGUGUAUGCAAUUACUUUACCUCUAAUUACAAUAGCUUGUCUUGUACUAUUGAUAGAUGAUCAUUAGGCAUAACAGGACCCCACCAUUAAAACUUCAGAGGUUUUAUUAAAACUCAUGGCACAAUAAAACUCUCAGUAAACUUAAAACAUGUUUCUCAGCUGUGCCAGAACUCAAGUUAUAGCUUUUGGUUUUUUAAACUUGCAAAUCAACUGUUCCUGGCUCAGCGAAGAGAAGGGAUGUGAAGCACCUUUUCAGCCAAAAUGUAUUUGCACUUCCUGAGGUCAAAAAGCAUUAGACUGAAAGGAUGUAUCAUGAAAUAAUUACUUUAGCUAAUUUAACUAACUUGGUGCUAGUUUAAAAUGUGAAACACGAUUUUUGGGAGGAAAGUAUUAAAUCAGAUUUAAGAAUUUAAGUAGGAUGUUUCUCAGAUGAAUAUAUCAAUUAGCUAAUAUUUCAAAAUGUACUCAUACAUAAGAAAUCUAUUCCAGACAACUCCAAUUAAAUGAAAGUAAACUUACAUAGAAAAUUUCUAGUAGCAUUUUAUCAUGGGUUUAUUCUGAAAGAUGAAACAGGAAGGGAGACAGUCAAAUGUAGUAUUGCCUUCUCCGUCUGUACAAUUACAAGAGUCUAUAAUUGUGGGUGGAUGGAUACACUCUUCUAAAUUUAGUGUUAAAAUUAUUUUAUAUAACAUUUCUAAGGUGCAUAUACAUAUUAGUCAAGCUAUAUAUUUUGGCUAUAGUGUUGCUUUGGUUAAUGCUAUUAAUUGCAAAGAGUAAUGAAUUAAUCAGAUAAUAAAGGAGAUGGACUUACUGUUUCAGAUUUUUAUAUAAAGCUGUUUCUCCUUCAAAAAGACCCAGAAGGGGUAGAAUAGUUGUAGUUGCUUUUCUCUAUUGCCUCUUUCCUUUGAAAAUGUUAGUUCAUUAUUACUGUCUCAAAUGUGCUUCCAUUGAAAUUUUGUCACAAAAAUCCUAUUGACUUCAGUGGGAACUGGAGUAGGUCCUUUUGUGAGCAAUUUUAUUCUUAAGCACUUGGUCUUGUUCUGGAAUGUAUUCUUAUCUAACCUCAUAUUACAGUGUUUUCAAUAAAAUCUGAAGUUGUUUAUAAUAUUUUGCAGCUGUGUCAAUAGAUAUUGGGUGGAAUUAAAUUUGAAUAUUUUUUUCAA